AGGGGCAUCAACGUUGGCGGCAUGCAGAACCAGCCAUAUUUGAGCGCGGGAACUGCCACUGGACGGUUCCGUUAUACGUCGAUGGCGCCAAACAGCAAGUCGAAGACCGGGGCGUUUUGGGACACCUAGAAGAGAAGAGAUAGCGGUAGGUUAGAUUCCAAGCAGAGACGGGAGCAUGCUUGCCAGGCUGGCGAUGCUAGCAGGCACCUUGACAGCCUGGGCCUGGGGUUUUCACCGGACACUCGAUGCGCUGAACAUGAUCGACGCGAGCCGGGUCGGCGUGACGGGGUGUUCCCGCUUAGAAAAGGGUGCUCUUGAAGCCGGGCUCUUUGACAGUCACCCACUUCGACUACCCUUCCCAAGGCGCAGUGAGAAAUAUCCUGGGAUCUUCAAAGGGAUGUCGUGGCGUAUCGCAUCAGAUGAAAGGGAUCGAAAAUCAAAUUAGGGAUGUUUUCCAGAGACACCAUAAAACGGGAU
This is a messenger RNA of Neurospora hispaniola, 477 nucleotides long. RefSeq lists its product as uncharacterized. The transcript has a single exon. The coding region runs from base 176 to 445 and encodes 89 amino acids. The record is from RefSeq and is a predicted model, not a curated record. Lineage: Eukaryota; Fungi; Ascomycota; Sordariomycetes; Sordariales; Sordariaceae.